GCAAGGUACCGAGUCGCACCAAGGGGGUGUCCUUGCCACAACAUGAUCCGUUUCCCAGCCUAUGUGAGCUUGUUUCCUUGGCCCUGGGUAUCCGAUCCUUUCACUCGGGCAUCUUGUAUACUUAUUUAACCUCUCCACUGCCCAUGCGUCUCAUCGUGAACCCGUGUCCGUAGUGUCUCAUCGUAGCAGUCGUUGACCUCACUCAUCUCACUCAGAUUUGGGAAUACCUUACAUCUCACUCACAUCGCUGUUCAUCACCUGGCAAUCAGAUAUCUCACCACCACCAUGUACUCAAGCGUCUUCCUCCUCCGGUGGGCAGCCACAUUAUUGGCGUCAACCUCUGCUGUCUACGCCGCCCCCGCGCAGCAAGCCCCGGCACUGCACCCAAGAGCCGACUUCAACAUCCUCGUCGGCGGCAACGUCUCCCUCCGCCUCAUGCCCCUCGGCGCCUCCAUCACCUACGGCCUCACCUCUUCAGACGGCAACGGCUACCGCAAGGUCCUCCGGGACCUCCUCGUCGCCGACGGCAACCCCGUCGACAUGGUCGGCAACCACCCCAACGGUACAAUGGAAGACAACGAUAACGAGGGCUGGUCCGGCUUCCGCAUCGAGCAGGUUCUCGCAAAGGCCAAGAUCUCCGUCCCCGAGACGCUGCCGAACCUGGUCCUCAUCAACGCCGGCACAAACGACUGCGCGCAGAGCUACGACACGGAUAACGCGCACGUUCGCAUGCUCGAGAUGAUGAACUACAUCUGGGACACCUCCAAGCGCGCAACUAUCGUCCUCUCCACUCUUCUCGUGAACGGGAACAACAACACGGAGGCGUGCGUUCUCAAGGUCAACGAGCAGUACAAGACGCUCGCCUCGGAGCAGCAGGCGAUUUCCAAAAAGGUUGUCCUCGUGGAUAUGCACUCCGACAAGGGCCCACUCAAGAGCGAUCUCGUCGAUGGCACGCACCCCAGCGACGCGGGCUACGCAAAGAUGGCGCACAUCUGGUUCGACGGCAUCAAGGAUGCUGCGUCGCGCGGCUGGCUCGAGUCCCCUCAGCCUCUGCCUGAAAGCAAGAGGUCCGAAUGACUCAGAAAGAUUGCGCCGCUACUUUACAUCGUGUUCCGCUUCGCCGGAUCCCCAGAGCCGUCGAGCUCAUAAUGCGCACGCCAUAGAAUAAGGGUAUGAGGGGAAUCGCAUGAUAUAACUGUAAUGUUACUGCAUCAUCGCUCUGCAGAGUAAUUAGGAAUUCAUCAAAACGGCGUUCAGGAUGGG
This is a messenger RNA of Colletotrichum scovillei, 1263 nucleotides long. RefSeq names its product GDSL-like Lipase/Acylhydrolase. The coding region runs from base 286 to 1077 and encodes 263 amino acids. The record is from RefSeq and is a predicted model, not a curated record. The transcript has 2 exons. NCBI's taxonomy places the organism in Eukaryota, Fungi, Ascomycota, Sordariomycetes, Glomerellales, Glomerellaceae. Gene Ontology annotation, molecular function: phosphatidylcholine lysophospholipase A1 activity.